Molecule: messenger RNA, 1716 nt
Organism: Anopheles marshallii
Lineage: Eukaryota; Metazoa; Arthropoda; Insecta; Diptera; Culicidae
Exons: 2
Coding region: 1-1716 (571 amino acids)
Source: RefSeq, a predicted model, not a curated record
AUGAAGGAACUUAUUCAUUUAUGGAUAGUGAGUGUUUGUAUCAGCAAUGGUGUUGUAGCGGCUUACGAGGAAUACAUUUCAGAAGCGUUUUCAAUAGUGCGACGUGUGUUGGACCGAUUGGAGCAAGAUUCAACACAACUGCACGAUGUAUUGUGUGUGAAUUGUGAUGAUAAAGUGUUUGAAAAUAUUGUAAUUAGACUGCAAAACGAGCGACCUUAUGUGACAAUGAGACGAUUUACACUACUGGCUGGAGCUAGGGUAAUGCCACCGGGCAUGCACCGGAUCCCGUCGUUGAUAUUACAAUGCUGUACACCUGCUUCGUAUUGUCGCUGGGGUGAAUCAUUUCUAUUUUCCAACCCAUAUAAGUAUUCAAUAUUUAUACAACUUUUUCAUGGUCUAUCGAACCCCCAAAGAAUCCAUCAUGCGAAUGAUUUGGCAAGUGGUGGCAUCAUGCAAAUACUUCAAAUUGUCACCCCUUCUAUCAACUAUAGCAAAUGCAGUGUUUACAUAACGGGUGCGCUAGCGCAGAAAGUGAUUAAGGUUACCAAUGACAGUGAGAUUGAAAUACAGUUAUUCGAUGGUGCUUUAACUAACUUUAGGAAUUUUGUAUAUGAAGUAGGCCUCGUUCCAAUGUUUAUGCACAUGUAUACAAAGAAAAACACAUUCCAACACUUAGAGAUUGCCGCUUUUUUAACUAUUCUCAAAAAACAAGGCGCGAAAUAUCGUUUCCAUAGCGAAACAGAUCUGAACCAUCUGUUGAGGAAGAUGCUGUCUGGAAAAAUGCAUGUUUUGUUGAAUUUCGUUGAAAUGUCAGGCAAUUACUUUGAAUUUGCGUAUUGGAAAGACAUUCAAGAGUAUUGUAUUGUUUUACCGCGACGUUACGAACGAAUGCAUCUGCAGCUGCUGUUAACGCCGUUCAAAUGGCAAAUAUGGAUGGUGAUAGUGCUUAUUCUGGUGAUGGUACAAGUCGUAAGCCUAAUAUUCCCCGACCGUGUACCGCGUUACUUGAUAUUAAAGUGUUUUUUUGGUGGCGGAGAACGCGAACACAACCUAACCACCGGCAGCCGAUUAAUUGUUUGCGCUAUUUGUAUUCUAAUAUUUCUGUUCACCGAAACGUAUCAAGCGAUUCUUCUUUCCCUCAUGUCCGCAGAUCCUUUUGUAAAGAAUCCUGAAACAAUUGACGAAUUUAUUGAGCAGAAUCAAACCUUGUUAACUUUGAAAGGAACACAAGAGGACCUGCCUAGUAAAUUAAGAAACCUUGUGAUAGAGGUCGACAAGACGGAACUUAAUACGACAUUACGAUAUGCGUCAGUCGCGAGCUGCGAGUUAGCACAUCUUUUAAACAAGAAUCCUUUUGAUUGGGAAUUACCUGUAAAAGCCGAUCUGAUAGUGAUCAAGCCACACUUGUUUCAACGUUUGAAGCGCAUCGUUUUUAGUUGGACUUGUCCAGCAUUCCGAGAGUAUCAGUGGUACAUGGAUAUUAUGUUUGAAGUAGGUCUUUAUCAUAAGAAUCACAUGAAAUGGAUUCCAAAACGAGUGUUUGGGCGAAGGGAAAAAUCGUUUAACGAUUUAAUCGUGCUUACAGACGAUCUUAUCCCGGUGUGGGAGCUCUUGGGAACCGGCUUUUCAGUAGCUUUAGCGUGUUUUAUAGCCGAGAACGUAGCAUUUAGAUUGUUUUACAUUACUCAAAUGAUAAAACGCUUCAAAUUUUGGUGA